AUGGGAACGGGUGAAGAUAGCGAAAUGAAAGUAGGGACUGUUAAUUAUGCUUUUGAUGGUGGCGAGAACAGCGAGAAGAAUGAGACUUCUUUUGGAAUCGAAGGAGCAGCAGGAACUUCUAAGCGACGCGGUGUUCAACUCGAUUGGAAAGACCUGACUGUAACUGGCACACAGAACAAGCAGGCAAAGACAAUUCUACACAAUGUCAGCGGCAGCGCUAAGCCAGGAACACUCAUGGCAAUCAUGGGCUCGUCUGGCGCUGGAAAAAGUACGUUGAUGAACACGCUGACGAGAAGAAACAUCAACGGAUUGACCAUCACCGGAAAAGUGGAAGUGAGCGGAGUGAGUUUGGGAGAAGACAUAAGCCACAUCUCGGCGUAUAUUCAACAGAACGAUGUUUUCAUAGGAGCAUUGACGGUCGAAGAGCAUUUGAGAUUUCAUGCGCGCCUCAAGCUUUCGAAGAAAUCGAAGAGUUUUCAGGAAGACAAGAUUAAAGAAGUUAUCAGAAUCAUGGGCCUGCAAAAAUGCGCGAAGACCGUCAUCGGCACCCCGGGACUGUCGAAAACGAUCUCCGGCGGUGAAAUGAAGCGACUUUCAAUUGCGUCGGAGAUUCUGGUCGAUCCGCCGAUCAUUUUCGCCGACGAACCUACUUCUGGGCUGGAUUCAUACUUAGCGAGUGCGGUCUGUCAAACAUUGAAAGAUCUGGCGAGGAACGGAACGACUGUUUUGUGCACGAUUCAUCAGCCGAGCUCGGAGAUUUUCGACAUUUUUGACUCUCUUCUGCUCCUUUCUAUGGGGCGAUGCGUCUACUUGGGGCCAAAGAACGAAGCAAAGACUUUUUUCCAGUCUAUCGGCAACCCAUGUCGCGAGAACUACAACCCAGCUGACCAUUACAUCUGGGAAACGAGCGUUCUUGAAGGGAAGGAAGAAGAAUCGAAAACGAAGAUACUCAAGAUCUGGGAAAACUUCAAUUCGAGCAAUUACAGGCGACAAAUUGAAGGAGGCCAGGUUGAAUCAAUCAAAUCUGAUCCUCUUGUUGCGGAUGUGACGAAAGAAGCAAAGGCGAACAAGGCCAAUUGGUUCGUGUCUUUUUACAUGUUGCUUUGGCGAGCGCUGAUUUCGCAGUACAGGGACAAAUCGACCGCUGGAAUGAAGUUUGGACAGAACAUUGGAACUGCGAUUAUUGUUGGACUAGUCUACUUGAGAAUUCCAUGGAAUGCUAACGAUAACCCUUACGAUCAAACCGACGUCUUCAACAUCAACGGUGCUAUCUUCUCUGCCGUCUGUUCUUUCUCCUUCGCCUACCUCUUUCUCGUCGUCUUCUCGUUUCCGAGAAUGAAAGUCGUUCUUCGACGAGAAUACUACGACGGGCUCUAUCCACUCUUCAUCGCAUUCCUGACUGAAAGCGCUGCCGGACUGCCAUUUCUAUUCGCCAUGCCAUUCAUAUUUCUUGGGAUUCAGUAUUGUAUGAUUGGAUUGUUUCCAAGCUGGAGUGCGUUCUGGGCGAUGUACUUGACUUGUAUUAUGAUUGCUCUUUCUGCUACAGGAUAUGGCUACAUGAUUUCCGCAAUCGCUCCGACCAUUGAAGCUGCAAAUGCGAUCGCUCCUCCACUGAUGGUUCCGCUUUUGCUCUUUGGAGGAUUUUUCCUUCAAUCGGACUCGGUUCCGCCAUGGUUCAUCUGGCUCAAGUACAUUUCUUGGUUCUACUACGGCGCGGAGAAUUUGUACGUUGCACAAUGGAGAGAUGGAGGAUUCUGUGGAUUGAGUAGACAGACAAACAUUCUUGCAGGUUUCUUCCGAGCUGCUGCCCAAAAUGCAAGCGAAUGUGCCCCAACAUCUUUCAACGAUUGCUGCGAAUAUCAAAUAAAAGACCCACUGAUCUCUUUUGUCGACGGAAGCUAUGUACUGGAAACAUACAGUUACAAGGAGGAGCACUGGUGGAGAAACAUCGGAUGUCUUGUUGGUCUUGCUGUUGGCUUCAGACUCUUAGCUUAUUGUAUUCUAGCUUUUAAAUUCCGCGCUUCAAAUCGCUAA
Messenger RNA from Oikopleura dioica, 2034 nucleotides. The record is from the annotation of a GenBank genome assembly. Lineage: Eukaryota; Metazoa; Chordata; Appendicularia; Copelata; Oikopleuridae.